Clarias gariepinus (North African catfish) is the source of this 549-nucleotide messenger RNA. RefSeq names its product immunoglobulin kappa light chain-like. The record is from RefSeq and is a predicted model, not a curated record. Gene Ontology annotation, biological process: response to bacterium. The transcript has 4 exons. Lineage: Eukaryota; Metazoa; Chordata; Actinopteri; Siluriformes; Clariidae. Bases 4 to 549 code for a protein of 181 amino acids.
ACAAUGGUCCAGGUUAAAGCUCUGCCUGUGUUUCUAUGUGUCAUGGGUUUUCUCUCAGAGACUCUGUGCUCUUUAACUUUGGAGGCAGAAGUUGGAGAUAAAGUCACUAUUUGGUGCCAACAUGACCUGAGUGUUACAGGUUUUAUCUCCUGGUAUAAACACACGAGAGAUUCAGCUCCACUUCUUCUCGGGUGUAAAAAAAUUAUAACAUCAGCUCAAUUAGUAGCGUGUCACUUCUUUACUGAGAGUGAGAGAAUAGUGAUGUCUGUUCAUGAGAAGAACACGUCUCUCACCAUCACUGCAGUAAAUGUCUCUGAUACAGGACUCUAUUACUGCAGCUACAUAGACCUGAACCAAGUUAAAUUCAGUAACCCGACCUCUUUAAAUGUAAAAGAGGGAAAUAUAAAAUUUUCUGAGGGCAAACAAACAGGCUGUGUGUGUUCUGCUGUGUCCUUGUUGCUGACUGCGGGGUUUGGUUUGGCGACUGUAAUUAUUUUCUGUGUCCUGAUCUUCAUUAUACUGAAGCACAGAAAAGUUAACACAGGUUAA